GCAGCGCUGAGAGUACACACACACACACACACACAUGCAUUGCCUAACGUCCUGUAGCGCGCCCUUACGCUAAUCACUAGCGCAAACGGUAAACUGGAAAGUGUGUGUAUUUCUGAGGAAAAGACGUCUCCUUUAGAAUUUGCUACAAUAAGUUGCGUUUUUUUUUCGACGGGAGAACCGCGGAUAAGCCAACGUGAAUGACACAGAGGUGGGACUUUUCGGCUGCCAUGGAGACACAGACAAAAUUUGAGAGGAACUAGCAAGCUAUGACUGUUUGCUGUGGACGUAGACACCUAGCCCGCUAGCUAAGAAGAGUUAACGCUAGUCUAGCUAGACUUUUAACGGAGCUGGCUGAAGUUUAAGAACUUUUCGGGGAGCUCAUGAGAACUGAAUGAGCUUAUUUAUCUAGUUAGCUGGAAAAUCUAAACUGGAAUGAAGACGUGAUGCAUAACUAGGUGUACCAGUGCAUCAUAUUGCCCUGCGCAGGAAGUGGUAUCAGCACGCGGAUCUUGCCUGACACAGCUCUGCAGUAGCAGUAGUGUGUGGGGUUUUUUUUGUUUUGUUUUUGUGGUUCCUGAGUCUCUCUGGACAAUUGUGUGCCUUUGCCCAGUCCCCUGCCACAUUUUCUCAAAAUCAUGCUACUGAAAGAGUACCGCAUCUGCAUGCCCCUGAGUGUGGAGGAGUAUCGGAUAGGACAGCUGUACACCAUCAGCAAGCACAGCCAUGAAGAGAGUGACAAGGGGGAAGGCGUGGAGGUGGUGCGCAACGAGCCGCAUGUGGACCCUGUACACGGAGAGGGCCAGUUCACAGAGAAGAGGGUUCAUCUGUCAAGUAAGCUUCCCAGCUGGGCUCGUGCUGUUGUUCCCCGUAUUUUUUACAUUACCGAAAAGGCCUGGAAUUACUACCCAUAUACAAUAACAGAAUACACAUGCUCCUUUCUGCCAAAGUUUUCUAUCCACAUAGAGACAAAAUAUGAAGACAAUUGUGGGAUCAAUGAAAAUAUUUUCAGUAUUGAGAAAAACAGCUGCGAUCCAGAGGUGUGCUUCCUGGACAUAGCCUUUGAUGACAUCCCAGAAAGGCAUUACAAAAGCUCAGAGGAUCUCAGGUGCUUUAAUUCUGUAAAAACAGGACGAGGACCCCUGAAGGAAGGAUGGAGAGAGAACAGCCAGCCAGUAAUGUGCUCUUACAAACUGGUUGGAGUCAAAUUUGAGGUGUGGGGCCUUCAGACCAGAGUUGAACAGUUUGUACACAAGGUCAUCAGGGAUAUCUUGUUGGUUGGACACCGACAAGCUUUUGCCUGGGUAGAUGAGUGGUAUGACAUGACCAUGGAUGAGGUGAGGGAGUAUGAGCGGAACACUCAGGAAGCCACCAACGAGAAGAUUGGCCUGGUAACGCCCACCAUCUCUAUCCACGAGGUGGCACACUCAACCACCACAAGGAGCGCCCCUGCCAGCGCCCCGUCUACGCCUGUUAACGGAGACCCGCCUGAAUUCCUCAGCGUGCCCAAGGAUCGCCCCCGGAAGAAGUCUGCCCCAGAGACUCUGACCCUGCCGGAGCUGCGGGAGCGUGCCCUUCCAAAAUAACAUUCCCACGCAAGCACACGCGAUAUUUCCACGUAAUUCCCUUCCUUUUUAAUGUUUCUCAUUGUAUUGGCCGCAAGCCAAUAAACCAUCAGUCAUUGAUCAUCACUUUUUUUCUUUUGACUUUUAUCCUAAAAAUUCUUUGACUGUUUUCUUUCAGCUUGUGGGCUUGAUUUGCAAGAUGAUGCAAACAUGCACAAGAAAGACUGGUUGGGUUUUGUUAUCCUUUUAGCUGUAUUAAUUGUCAUGUAAUUUCUGCAGGGGCAUGGCAUGAUUUGAACUGGCUCUCUCUGUAGGUUGUGAAAUUGCAGGUGGUAUUAUGGAGUGGAGGUUCGCUCCUGGUUGGGUAAGGUGGGUGCGAGAGAAGUGCCUCUGCUUGUAUAGCCGCAUGCCAAGAGCUGGGAGAGAGGCUGUGGACAGUGCAUAUCCAGGAGCCCCUUGACUCUUGAUGCUUGGCUUCCCUUCAGUUGGUACCUACCUUGAGAAGAUGGUGAAGAAAUGCCAAGGAAAAAAAAACUGAAUUUAAUACUGUUCAAAGGCUUUGAGUAAAAGCCUGUUUGUUCAUGUCUUCUGUUACUGUGGCAAACUGUAGACGAUGCAUGGUGUCUCUGCAGCCAUAGGCUUUGGUUUUCAUACAAAAUGUCAUGAGACUAAAUGAAAUUGCCUUUGUUGGAGAUGAGCCAAACUACUGAACUGCAUUAAGUGAUUUAAGAAUAUUAAAAAUAUGCCA
Megalops cyprinoides (Indo-Pacific tarpon) is the source of this 2310-nucleotide messenger RNA. RefSeq names its product cytoplasmic phosphatidylinositol transfer protein 1-like. NCBI's taxonomy places the organism in Eukaryota, Metazoa, Chordata, Actinopteri, Elopiformes, Megalopidae. Gene Ontology annotation, cellular component: cytoplasm. The transcript has 10 exons. Gene Ontology annotation, biological process: phospholipid transport. The coding region runs from base 636 to 1583 and encodes 315 amino acids. The record is from RefSeq and is a predicted model, not a curated record. Gene Ontology annotation, molecular function: phosphatidylinositol transfer activity; phosphatidylinositol binding.